Messenger RNA from Chanos chanos (milkfish), 804 nucleotides. RefSeq names its product high choriolytic enzyme 1-like. The record is from RefSeq and is a predicted model, not a curated record. The transcript is spliced from 7 exons. Bases 1 to 804 code for a protein of 267 amino acids. Gene Ontology annotation, biological process: proteolysis. Lineage: Eukaryota; Metazoa; Chordata; Actinopteri; Gonorynchiformes; Chanidae. Gene Ontology annotation, molecular function: metalloendopeptidase activity; zinc ion binding.
AUGGAUCUCAGAGCUUCUCUGUCUCUUCUAGUGCUGCUGAUGGGCCUCUCUCAGGCCGUUCAUCUCAUGGAAAAUGAGAAUGACAACUUUCUUCUAGAGGAACCUGAAACUGUUGACAUCACAACAAGGAUUCUGGACUCAAACAAUGCAUCCACUGAAUUGUUGGUAGAGGGAGAUCUGGUUGUACCAAGAACCAGGAAUGCCCUGAAUUGCUGGAACAACUACUGCUUGUGGAGGAAGUCCUCUAAUGGAAUAGUAGAGGUGCCUUACAUACUGAGCAGUGACUUCUCCUAUUAUGAUAAGCUGAUAAUUGACAAUGCCAUGGCAGCGUUCCACAGAACAACCUGCAUUCGCUUUGUUCCACUUUCAUCUCAGUAUGACUACAUCAGCAUUGAGAACAGAGAUGGGUGCUUCUCAUCUCUAGGCAGAACAGGAGGUAUGCAGGUGCUUUCUCUUAACAGGCAGGGCUGUGUUUACCAUGGCAUCGUUCAGCAUGAGAUCAACCACGCUCUGGGUUUCUACCACGAGCAAACCAGGAGCGACCGCGACCAGUAUGUCAGGAUCAACUGGGACUACAUCUCCCCAUCAAUGAUUUACAACUUCUACAAACAAAACACCAAUAAUCUGUACACUCCCUAUGACUACUCCUCCAUUAUGCAUUAUGGAAGAACUGCUUUUGCCGUUCAGUAUGGAGUGGAAACCAUCACUCCUAUUCCUGAUGCAUCUGUGCAAAUUGGACAAAGGCAGGGUUUGUCCGACAUUGACAUUCAGAGGAUCAAUCUUCUGUAUGGCUGCUGUGAGUAA